AUGCUGUCCCGUGCUGUUCGCCCAGCCGUCAGGGCUGGCAGUGUUGCCGUUACCCGCACUGCUCCCCCCAAUGCCGCCAACUUCGCGACCCUGCGUGAAAUCGAAGGCCGUCUCAAGUCGAUCAAGAACAUCGAGAAGAUCACCAACACUAUGAAGGUCAUUGCCUCCACCCGUCUGACUCGCGCUCAGAAGGCCAUGUCCGACUCUCGUGCCUAUGGUCAGACUUCCAACACCGUUUUCGAGCAAGCCGAGACCAAGCCCCUCGAGGACAAGAAGACUCUGCUCGUCGUUGCCAGCUCCGACAAGGGUCUUUGCGGUGGUAUUCACUCCGGUCUCAGCAAGGCUACCCGCCGUAUUCUCCAGCAGCACCCUGAAUCCGACAUUGUGGUUCUGGGUGAGAAGGCCAAGGCUCAGCUUUCCCGUAGCAACCCCAACGCCAUCGUUCUGAGCUUCGCCAACGUCUGCAAGGAUAUCCCCACCUUUGCCGAUGCCCAGGCCGUUGCCGACCAGAUUGCUCUGCUGCCUACCGACUACGCCAGUGUUAAGGUCAUCUACAACAAGUUCCUUAACGCCCAGAGCUACGAGCCCGCCACCGUUGAGGCCUACUCUGAGGAGGCCAUCACCCAGUCCCCCAACUUCUCUGCCUACGAGACUGAUGAGGAGACUCUCUCCAACCUCCGUGAAUACGCUCUGGCCAACUCCCUUUUCUGGGCCAUGGCCGAAGGCCACGCCUGCGAGAUUUCUGCUCGUCGCAAUGCCAUGGAGAACGCCUCCAAGAACGCUGGUGAAAUGAUCAACAAGUUCCAGAUCUUGUACAACCGUCAGCGUCAAGCCGCCAUUACUGGCGAACUGGUCGAGAUUAUUACCGGUGCUGCCGCCAGCGCGGAAUAG
This is a messenger RNA of Aspergillus ochraceoroseus IBT 24754, 891 nucleotides long. RefSeq names its product F1F0 ATP synthase subunit gamma. The record is from RefSeq and is a predicted model, not a curated record. Gene Ontology annotation, molecular function: proton-transporting ATP synthase activity, rotational mechanism. Gene Ontology annotation, biological process: proton motive force-driven ATP synthesis. NCBI's taxonomy places the organism in Eukaryota, Fungi, Ascomycota, Eurotiomycetes, Eurotiales, Aspergillaceae. The transcript is spliced from 6 exons. The coding region runs from base 1 to 891 and encodes 296 amino acids.